AUGGCAGGAAUGGCAAUAUUAAGGAUUGGAUCAGCUAUUGUUGCUCUUCUGGUGAUUCUCUGCAUUUUGAAAAUGGAAAAAUUAAUUGACUUUACACGUGAGGUUCUGCAGGCUCACCAUGACAAAGAACUCUUUGGAACUCACGCCCGAGAAAAAAGGAGUGUGUCCCAUAAUGUAAUUGAAUAUGAAGUGGAUGUUGAACUCAUUGCAACAGAUGUCCACACAGUGGAGGACUUCAGGAGGUCCCUGGACAGUGGGAAUUUUCUUCUGACUCUUAAUUCAUCUGUCAACAUCACAAACAUUGAGAUCACAACAGCUCCUUUUCUUUUUGAAUAUCUGGUUUCGAUUGAGUUGAACAUCUCAAAUGGAAUUGAUGGACUGAGGACCAUUCUGAUCAACACCAGUUACCCCAUCACCAUCAACAACCAAAUACAAAUCCAUGAGAUCAACAUGUCAACGGUUUGUUCUCCAAGCGAUGCUGGUUUCCAGUGUAGAUGUGAAGAUGGGUAUCGUUGGUCAUGUGAUCAAUGUCUCCUGUAUGGUUCCUGUGACAACAUCACUGAUGACACAUGUGGAUGCAUCGGUGCCUUUCCCACUGAUGGAACAUACUGCCAGGCUGCUGAUCAGAACAGUAAGCACUUUGAAGUCUUCAUCGUACCUGUCAGCAGACCGUGGUGGUUACUAUUUUACGGCUUGUCUGGUUUCAACCGCUCCAUCACCAUCAAAUUCAACAUCCAUUCCAACACCAGAUUUGGACACAACGCCUCUCACAACUGGUCUACCCACUGUAGUUACGAAUUCAACAUCCAUUCCCACAACAGAUUUGGACACAACGCCUCUCACAACUGGUCUAUCCACUGUAGUUACGAAUUCAACAUCCAUUCCCACAACAGAUUUGGACACAACGCCUCUCACAACUGGUCUACCCGCUGUAGUUACAAAUUCAACAUCUAUUCCCACAACAGAUUUGGACACAACGCCUCUCACAACUGUUCUACCCACUAUAGUUACAAAUUCAACAUCCAUUCCAACACCAGAUUUGGACACAACGCCUCUCACAACUGGUCUACCCACUGUAGUUACGAAUUCAACAUCCAUUCCAACAACAGAUUUGGACACAACGCCUCUCACAACUGGUCUACCCACUGUAGUUACGAUUUCAACAUCAUCCAUUCCCACAACAGAUUUGGACACAACGCCUCUCACAACUGGUCUACCCGCUGUAGUUACAAAUUCAACAUCUAUUCCCACAACAGAUUUGGACACAACGCCUCUCACAACUGUUCUACCCACUAUAGUUACAAAUUCAACAUCCAUUCCAACACCAGAUUUGGACACAACGCCUCUCACAACUGGUCUACCCACUGUAGUUACGAAUUUGGACACAACGCCUCUCACAACUGGUCUACCCGCUGUAGUUACAAAUUCAACAUCUAUUCCCACAACAGAUUUGGACACAACGCCUCUCACAACUGUUCUACCCACUAUAGUUACAAAUUCAACAUCCAUUCCAACACCAGAUUUGGACACAACGCCUCUCACAACUGGUCUACCCACUGUAGUUACGAAUUUGGACACAACGCCUCUCACAACUGGUCUACCCGCUGUAGUUACAAAUUCAACAUCUAUUCCCACAACAGAUUUGGACACAACGCCUCUCACAACUGUUCUACCCACUAUAGUUACAAAUUCAACAUCCAUUCCAACACCAGAUUUGGACACAACGCCUCUCACAACUGGUCUACCCACUGUAGUUACGAAUUCAACAUCUAUUCCCACAACAGAUUUGGACACAACGCCUCUCACAACUGUUCUACCCACUAUAGUUACAAAUUCAACAUCCAUUCCAACACCAGAUUUGGACACAACGCCUCUCACAACUGUUCUACCCACUAUAGUUACAAAUUCAACAUCCAUUCCAACACCAGAUUUGGACACAACGCCUCUCACAACUGGUCUACCCACUGUAGUUACGAAUUUGGACACAACGCCUCUCACAACUGGUCUACCCGCUGUAGUUACAAAUUCAACAUCUAUUCCCACAACAGAUUUGGACACAACGCCUCUCACAACUGUUCUACCCACUAUAGUUACAAAUUCAACAUCCAUUCCAACACCAGAUUUGGACACAACGCCUCUCACAACUGGUCUACCCACUGUAGUUACGAAUUUGGACACAACGCCUCUCACAACUGGUCUACCCGCUGUAGUUACAAAUUCAACAUCUAUUCCCACAACAGAUUUGGACACAACGCCUCUCACAACUGUUCUACCCACUAUAGUUACAAAUUCAACAUCCAUUCCAACACCAGAUUUGGACACAACGCCUCUCACAACUGGUCUACCCACUGUAGUUACGAAUUUGGACACAACGCCUCUCACAACUGGUCUACCCGCUGUAGUUACAAAUUCAACAUCUAUUCCCACAACAGAUUUGGACACAACGCCUCUCACAACUGUUCUACCCACUAUAGUUACAAAUUCAACAUCUAUUCCAACAACAGAUUUGGACACAACGCCUCUCACAACUGGUCUACCCACUAUAAUUCAACAUCUAUUCCAACAACAGAUUUGGACACAACGCCUCUCACAACUGGUCUACCCGCUGUAGUUACAAAUUCAACAUCUAUUCCCACAACAGAUUUGGACACAACGCCUCUCACAACUGUUCUACCCGCUAUAGUUACAAAUUCAACAUCCAUUCCAACAACAGAUUUGGACGCAACGCCUCUCACAACUGGUCUAUCCACUGUAGUUACGAAUUCAACAUCCAUUCCCACAACAGAUUUGGACACAACGCCUCUCACAACUGGUCUACCCGCUGUAGUUACAAAUUCAACAUCUAUUCCCACAACAGAUUUGGACACAACGCCUCUCACAACUGUUCUACCCACUAUAGUUACAAAUUCAACAUCCAUUCCAACAACAGAUUUGGACACAACGCCUUCCACAACUGUUCUACCCCCUACAAUCACGAAUUCAACAUCCAUUGCUACAAUGGUUGUGGGUACUACACCUCCAACAACUGUUCAACCCACUGUAGUUACAAGUUUAACAUCCAUAGCGACAACAGAUUUGUACAGUACAUCUCCUUCAUCUGGUCUACCCACUGUAGUUACAAAUUCAACAUCCAUUACGACAACAGAUUUGAACACAACACCUCUCACAACUGGUCUACCCACUACAGUUACUAAUUCAACACCCAUUGCUACAACAGAUGUGGGUACUACACCUCCAGCAACUGUUCAGCCCACUGUAGCUACAAGCCCAGCAACUGUUCCUCCUCCAGAUCUAACCACACCCACAGUUAUUGUAACCAGAUUCCAGCUGGAAAUGUCAGUCACAUUACAUGAAACUUACACAGCAGAACUGGGUGACCCUACAAGUGCUGAAUACAAGGCACUUACUUCAAAGAUUGAGCCAGUGUUAAAUGAUGUGUACAGUGGACUAACAGGAUUCAUCAAGUUGUUUGUACAGAAAUACAGCCCAGGAAGCAUAAUUGCUUCAUUUGCCGUGGAGACAACAACAGUUAAUUCUGGUCAAAUUAUUACAGCAAAUGAAAAACUUGAAGAAGAAAUAAAAGUUGUUGCUCCAGUCAAUGGAAGCGUUUCUGCAUUUUACAACAGUUCUGAGCCACUCAGCUUUCCAAGCAUCACCUACACCGGCAGCAAACUAAAAGUGACAUGUAGUCAACCUGACAACUUGGAUGUGGGACAGUUGUCUGAUUCUGUGUGGAAAAUAAACGGAAACAAACUCAAAGAUAAUUCCAGGGUGGAAAUAAUUACAUCUAAUCGGGCAUCGACACUAAACAUCAACAACGUUAUUCUCGCUGACAGCGGGAGAUAUGAAUGUACUCUGGUGGGAAAAGCAUUGAAUUUCUUACAACAAGGUGAUCUUCAAAAAGGAGUGGCGAUCAGACAAGCUCCAAAUGUGCGAGUGCCGAGUCGAGUUAAUGUUGGAUGCAUUGAAGGACCAAGAGAACCUCUCGUGUGCUGUGUUCAGUCCAACUACAGAGUCAAACUGUUUAGAGAUGCAACGGUUUUAGACACAAAGGUGGUUCCUGAUAAAAGUGGAGACUAUUGCAUCCAGCAUAAUUACACCCUGAAUAACUGCGACACACCUUUAAGUUUUGUAUGCAGGGUUGAUGACCCAAAAGGCUACGAAAUAACAACAACAAUUACAAUUUUCAAAGGGGGUGCUGUAUGUAAGGAUACUGAGUAUGGAAUUGGACAAGCAGGUGACAUCUCCACAAUAGAAUGUGACCCGGAUCAGGAGGGAAGCAAGACCGCUGUCUGUGAGAGCAAUGGGAAGUGGAAACUGAAGGAGGACACUUGUAUCCUAAUAGAAGUCAACGAGUUGUUGAUUGAGUCACAGAAUGUGGCUGAGAAAGAAGUACCAGAACUUGUUGAGAAACUAAAUGCUGUUGUCCAGAACAACACAGCAGAAAUUACAAAUUCAUCUGCAACCAUCCUGGCUGUUGUUAACAUUCUAAACAACAUUGCCAGUGUUACAACUUCUGCAAACGAGACAGUCGUGCAGAAUAUACUAGAAACAGUGGAAAUCAUCAUUGGUGAUGAUGCAAGGGGGUCUUGGGACAUUCUUAAUGCAAAUGAAACCCUGAAUGCCAGCUCCACUUUGCUGGCUUCCUUGGAGAGACUGUCUGAAGUGCUGGUUGGAGAAUUUACCAUUCAAACUCAAAACAUCCUCCUUAACAGAACCACCUUUGACAACUACUUCAGUGCAAACCUGAACUCCACUGUCACCAUUGACAUUCCAAACACAAAUACCGUUGACAUUUUUAUCACCACCAUUGUCUUUGCCACCUUGCGUAAUGCCCUACCACCACGGAACGCUAGCUUCAAUGUCAGCAGCUUCAGUGUUACCACCAACAAAACUCUCAAUGACACCAUCAACGCUGCUGUGAUGCUUGUCUCAACAAAUGCAACGAUUCAUAAUGUCACCAUGAGGUUUACCAAAGUGAACAACUCCCUGACGCAAAAUGCACAGUGCGUCUUCUGGAACUUCAGACUUCUUGAUGAUCUUGGUGCAUGGGACCAUGAAGGAUGCACAUUUGUCUCUGACAUAGACAAUAUCAUAACAUGCAACUGCAGCCAUCUCACCUCCUUCUCAGUUCUGAUGGGAACCGGCAUCCCUGAGUCGCUCAGACUGAUUUUGGAUAUCAUCACUUAUAUUGGAGUGGGGAUAUCGUUGGCAAGCCUACUUAUUUGUCUCAUUAUUGAAGGAUAUGUUUGGAAAACGGUGACCAGGAACAGCACUGCUUUCAUGCGCCAUGUUUCAAUUGUUAAUAUUGCACUGGCGCUGUUGAUUGCGGACAUCUGCUUCAUCAUUGGCACUGCGAUUGCUAAAAAUCCUGGCGAAAACCCAGGAGAAGACUAUCAUACUCCAGUUGGACCAUGUAGCACUGCGACAUUUUUUAUGCACUUCUUUUACCUUGCCCUGUUCUUUUGGAUGCUUGUGUCAGCACUUCUCCUGCUUUACCGCACACUCCUGGUCUUCUCCCACAUGUCCAAGAAAGCCAUGUUGGCUGUCGGAUUCAGCUUGGGCUACGGUUGCCCUUUAAUUAUAGCUGUUGUUACAGUUGCUGUCACUGCACCAGGAAACAUGUACAUCAGGAGGUCUGAGGCCUGUUGGCUCAACUGGCACGAGUCCAUGGCCCUGUUGGCCUUUGUAGUUCCUGCCUUAGUCAUAGUCUUAAUCAACUUCAUAAUCCUAAUCGUGGUUUUAAUUAAAAUGCUGAGAAGAGGUGCUGGAGAUGCUUCCCAGCCAGGUGAAAAGAAUGCACUGAUAGUCAUUCUUCGAUGUGUGGCCUUUUUGGCUCCUUUGUUUGGACUGACUUGGGGUUUGGGAGUCGGAACCAUGACGUCGCCAACAAAUAAAGGAAUCCAUAUUGCCUUUGCCUUCCUCAAUUCACUGCAGGGUUUUUUUAUUUUACUAUUUGGAACAAUUUUUGAUUCAAAGAUCCGAGCUGUCCUUGCACGGACGUUACCAACAUUAAGCACACGCUCCAAUCCAACACAAAGUACAAGUGGUGGUGUUUCCUCUUCCAGUACACUAAACUUUAUCUGGAGAUUACCUGGAAGAAGAAAUGUCUACCGUCUGUCACAAGCUGCAAACUCAAGCACUGCUGGUACAUCGGAGUCUUUCAUUAAUGUCUGAGUCAUCAACCAGCAGGCCAACUAUUUUUAAUGUGAUUGUGAAUCUUACUUUUGUUGCCAGUGAAGUAGAGAAAAUGUAUUUUUCCUCCUGAUACUUGCUUUUCUGCUAAAGUGCAACAUCUGGUGUCACUUUUUUUGAACACUUAACAAGUAAGGGCACUUCUCAAAGAAUGAAUACUGAUCAAAUAACACAACCUGCAUGAUUUAAGAUGAAAAAUUCACACAAUUCUGACUCGAUGCAGCAAAUCUUCUGUUGUGCCCUACAUACUGAGGAAAAAGAAACACAUUUUAAUCCAUUGUAAUAUCACAUAGAAUGUUAGAACAGUCUUUGGUGGAAGUCACUGUCACGAUAGGGAUAAGUAAAUCUCUGUGGUGUGGGCAUCAGACAGGGACUGACUGGUGGCAUUGGGGUGGAGGAGGAAGUGUUUUAGGUCAGUGACUGUAAGCAGUAGAGAUGUGAGUUAGGACUAACAUUUUUAAAUCAUGUGCAGGUUUCCAGCUGCUUCCUAUUCGACACACAGCUCUUACUGAUGAGCUGAAUCUGAAAGAAAGCUUUGAAAUCUGAGUCUUCCUGGCAGAACUUAUGCCAGGUGCAUUUCCUCUCAUGCAACCGCCUUCAUUGACUAAAUGUUAUUACUUUUUCAACUAUUUAGCUGUUCAACUGUACUUUUAUAGGCAACCAAGAAAGACAAGGAAUGACUCAAUUUUUGGGCAGGGUUGAAACCUGUUCAUACAACGGCAUUAAAAAGCUGAUUAACAAAUGUAAGAAACAAAACAAAAACACCACAAUGGACCUUUAAUUUCACAAAGACAACGUUACACCACCUUUGUGGCAGUUAGAACAUUGUUUCAGUUACUUUGUCCCAAAACAGGAGCUGCUUACUGAAACCGGUGAUUUCAAUUUGAUUUAAUUUUAUUAAAUGUUAUUUAUUAGGGUCCAAGCACCAGUGAAGCUGAACGAAGGACCCUGUUUUUGUGCUGAUUUUUUUCUUCUUCUAGGCACAAAAAAGUAUUUGGGCAGCCUAAACUAGACGGAGCUGAAAUGUGAAUUUGACAGGGUUGGUAGAUGUCAGGAAAAACUUGCCAUAUAAAAAAAAUGGCUAGUGAAAAGCUCUAGGUGGCACUAUAAUUAAUAAAAGCAUGUUACCACCAAUAACUUUUGAUCCAUGGGAUCAACCAUGGGAAAACUUUAUGAGCUCGUUCUAACGGUGCACGCCAUGCUCAUUUGUGCUUGGAAUUUUUUUCCGCAAUAUUGCAACAUAUGCAGGAUUGGCCCGAAUGAACUUGUUUCUGGAUUUUUGACAUAGCACAUCCCGAUUGGUGUCAAAAUGUUCUUUAGGUUGUGAAUCUCAAUAACUGGGCCGGAAACCUUAAACUUUGUUGCUCUGUUUGCAAAUGUCAUGGCUUUGAGUUUGACCAUGUAUGAUGCUCUUUAUUUCAUGAUGCAAUUUCUCAGUAAUUGAAUCACUGAACAGCAUGAAAUCAAGCAGGUGGAACUAUGUCACUAGAUGGCACUGUAAAGCACGUUUUCUUUGAAUUUCAAAGGUACAAAUUGCUCAAAAUUUCAUGUAGAUUUUCCCUGAGUGUCCUACAAAGUGCUGUUUUACUGUUAGACCAAAAAGGAUGAUAAAGCACCUCUUAGAAAAAGUAUUUCAUAUCUUUAAAUUUAUUUUAGAAUAGCCAAAACAACUCAAAAUGCGCUAUCAUUAAUGGAUGGACCAAAUGCUGCCAAAUUUGCCAGCUUCAAUCAAAAUACUGUUUAUGGUGUGUAGAACACAGAGCAAAUGGUCUGUAUAUAAAAAAUGGCCAAUGCAUUUAUUUGUACUGCAGAAGGCGUAUAUCCCCAACUACAAUAAUCCAUAACUCCCCAAAUUUUUUACCUGAUUUUCCCACGGUUUGGUUUGUUAGAAACAGCAGAGAUUCAGUUACAUUACAGGAUGAUGUCGCACAUUAAAAAUGCGUACUUUCAUGUGAAAGACUUUGUCUUAUUCUCUUUAACAAAGACAUAUGCUGUGGCAUAUAGAUAAAUGUAUAAAUUAAUUUUAUAAUUUAGUAAAGAAACAAGUUUGGAUUGUUCAAUUGAAUU
Messenger RNA from Thalassophryne amazonica, 8262 nucleotides. RefSeq lists its product as uncharacterized. Gene Ontology annotation, molecular function: G protein-coupled receptor activity. The transcript has 58 exons. Gene Ontology annotation, cellular component: membrane. Lineage: Eukaryota; Metazoa; Chordata; Actinopteri; Batrachoidiformes; Batrachoididae. Gene Ontology annotation, biological process: G protein-coupled receptor signaling pathway; cell surface receptor signaling pathway. The record is from RefSeq and is a predicted model, not a curated record. The coding region runs from base 1 to 6177 and encodes 2058 amino acids.